AUGCUAAUGGCUCGGGGCGGUCGCUACUUGUGGCAAGCCCUGCAGAGCAGUGACUCAAGUGGCAGGGCUGUGUCUCUUGCAGUUGUUCUGUGUCUUUGUGGUGGCUUGGCCAAAGGCCGCUUUGUGCUGGCGAAGGCUGCGCUACGCAACAGGCGUCGCAUAGCAGCCCUCUCCAAGCCCAAGCCCUGGCAGAUCUUCUCGCCUCGUUUCUACCCUCUCAUCAUGGUGAUGAUGGGUAUGAGCAUAGGGCUUCGGAAGCUCUUCAACACAGGCUUUGCAGGUGGCAUGGUGACUUAUGGAGGUAUCGCUGCCAAGCGCUUAUGGGCCGGACUCCUUCGGUCAGUGCUUCGUAGUGCUUCCAAGCAGUUGCAUUUGGACCGUGGCACUGUACUUUUCCUUCAGGGUGACCUGAACAGCCGCACUUUUUUGGAAGGGCGUGGCAAGGACCUUUUGCUGGAGGUCUUGAAGGACCUGCCUCUACAGCGUGCCAUCCAGCGUGGCAUGGACUUGCCCAAUGGGAGAUGGUAUGAGGUGGCUUGCCCGGAUACGGCGAAAGGUGCACUUCAGCUUCCAGUGACCUACAAGUUCAUCCCAACUUCAGAGGCAUCAGCAAUCAGGAUCGGAGAUGUCUUAGAGGAGGCUGGCAAAGCCAGGUUGUUCCCCAAUGCUGUCAGCAGUGGCCACUCGCCAAAGAAAUACCGCGAGACAAUGGUUGACGCAGAAGAUGCUUGCAGCAGAUGGGGCCUGGCAUUCCAGAAGAAAAAAAACUUCCGGCCUUUUCGCUUCCCGGCAUGCCCAGAUCGGAUGAUCUACUGGGCGCCAGAUGUGUUGGCACCGCGUCUUUUUUGGGAACCCUACCAGGGCUACCGCGUCAACCAUGAGCAGCGCGGGAGUGAUCACAAGCCCGUUUGGCUUGACCUGCUGCUGCGCGUUGCUCCCGCUGGCUCAUCGCAGUGCGAAGAAGCUAUUGACGAAGAUGUGGCGGACUUGGAGGAAUUGGGCCUACCACACGAAGCCACAGGGUCACGAAGCUGGUGGCCGAGGCGGCAAGAGUGUGGCUGGAACUGGACGCCAGACAAUGAUGCCGCAGACUGCGAGAUUUGCGAUGUCCCAUUCUCCUUUCUGCGGCGGCGCCACCAUUGCCGGCAUUGUGGUCGAUGCAUUUGUGACACCUGUAGUCCAGUCGAGUGCUGGCGCAUUGUGCCAGAAAUUGAAGCUACACGGCCCAGCCGUUUUUGCAUCGAGUGCUCCCGACCUCCAAGUGAAGCAGCAGACGACUGA
Molecule: messenger RNA, 1281 nt
Organism: Durusdinium trenchii
Lineage: Eukaryota; Dinophyceae; Suessiales; Symbiodiniaceae
Source: the annotation of a GenBank genome assembly